ACCUCCUCCUCCUCCUCCUCCCUCUCGUCGUCUCUCGUCGUUGCCCGCCGCCGUCCUUCGCUGAUCUCCAACCCCUUUACGAGACCGCAUCGGGCGAGGUAUUGCCGUCUUGAACCGGUAGGGACGCUUGCGGCUUGCUUUUCCCUGGUGGCCGCCUUUACUGGACUGUCACCGUCCACCCCGAGGCUGAAGUGCCUGAUCCCCCAUCUCUUUAUUUGGUGCGCAAGCAGCGCUGGCAGCGUCCGCGCUGACUCCGACCUGUACUUACGACCGUAGCGGCGACGUGUUGCUAUAGAAAUGCAUCACCAUCCAUAAACCAUAGGCGAGGCUGCUGCGGCGUUCGCUCCAUUCAUCCAGCAUCCUCAUUCUUUUCUCAUCUCCCACCUAUUUGCUCACCGAGGCUCUCUGGUCCACUUGUCUCGUGUUCCACUAGCCAGACAGCACAGCCAGCAGGUGCAACGAUGGACAAAGCCCAGGAGCUCGUGCGCAUGGUCGCGCGUGCCUUCUACGACACUGAAGCCGUUGUCAUCGUCGACGCCUUGGUACGCCACGUCGCGCUCAGCCUCUCAGAUAUAUACUACGUCUUUCAGAACAGCGCCAAGCAGAAGGGCCAGAUCCCGAACUGUCUAGGUCAGCUGCGCCUUGGCGGGCUGAUCACCGAGUUCUCCCGCGAGGAGAUCAAGGCAAACGCCCAGAAACCUACAAAGGUCACAUAUUACUACAUCGAUUACCGGCAUGCUGUCGACGCCACGAAGUACAGGCUGCACACGCUUGGUGCGAAUUUGCGUAAGGAGGCUGAGCCGACGGAGGAGCGCAAGGACUACAGAUGUCCGCGGUGCAAGUCAGAGUUCAAGGUGAUUGACGUGAUGGAGCGCUCGUCCGCAGACGGGACGACAUUCCUCUGUCUGACGUGCGACCACGAUCUUGACUACAUUGAACAGGACGCUGAAGACGCUGAGACGACCGGUCCUGUGGGCGCCUUCAACAAGUCACUCGGCUGGCUCAUCAACUUGUUGCAGGAUAUCGACAAGGUGACAAUCCCGGCCACAACGUCUGAAGGCGCCUUCGCCGCGCGCGAGGAGAUCCCACGGCCCAAAGCCCCUCUCGAAGGUCCCAAAGUCGAAACUACGUCAGUGCCGUUGUCGCGUCCCACGGCGGUCAAAGGCAUGGUCACGGGCCCCGCCAAGGUUGAGGUCAUCAUCACCUCUGACGCGGACAACACGGCAGCGGCACAGGUGAAGGCAGCUGAGCAAAAACAGCGGCUCGCAGCGCAGAAUGCACUGCCAGAGUGGCACACGCACAGCACCAUAUCAAACGAGAUGACAGCGUCCGGCGCGCGCGAAGAGGCUGCGCGGCGAGAGAGAGAAGCUGAGCUGGGCAUGCUGAUUGCGGACACGACGGAUGAGAAGAAGACCGUCGAUAAGGAUGAUGGGCUGGCGGACAUAUUUGCCGAGAUCGAGGCCGAGCAGGCGCAGGAGCGACUGAAGAGGGAGCAGCAGGACGAGGAAGAGGAGGAAGACGACGAGGAGGACUUUGAGUUCGAGGACGUGCCUGCAUCCUCGGUCGCGGCCAACAAUUCAAACGGCGCGGAGUUGCCAGAAGCGAAGCGACUGAAGAUGGACGUCGACACGCCGGCCAGUCAGGCCACUGGUUCAGGAGAGGCGGAGGACUCAGAAGAGGAGUUUGAGGACGUGUGAAAGAUCACGCUGGCUCAGUAGGAGGCUAAGUUGUGUUUGCGCCUACUGCUUCAGAUGCUAGAGCUUCUCGUCUUCGGUUUCGAGCUGCUGCAAUGUGAACACCCCCGCCCUGCGAGAGUUGAAGACGUGCUUGUCCGAACAAUGGCUCAGCGGGUACGGGCUCAGACUUAUACGUUGCGCAUGUACGCUCCAUGUCUCGAAGAUGGACGGAUCGCGACACGGAGAGGAUAGAGAAGAAGAUAUCAAUUAUGUAGUAGCUUGCGUGCUUGCUUGAUUGCCUGCACUGGCCGGUCGAAUAGUUCGGUUCAGGAUUGAUAGAGACUGAGUAGAUGACACCGAUUCCUGGGAAAUGGAUGAAAACGGCAAUUAUUGGCAUGUCGUACCCAUGAUCAUAGAUUGUUUGCUGGAACGGUUUCUUCCUCGCCAUGGAUCUGCGGCUCUUGAUAAUCGUG
Molecule: messenger RNA, 2149 nt
Organism: Verruconis gallopava
Lineage: Eukaryota; Fungi; Ascomycota; Dothideomycetes; Venturiales; Sympoventuriaceae
Exons: 1
Coding region: 462-1697 (411 amino acids)
Biological process (GO): transcription open complex formation at RNA polymerase II promoter; transcription initiation at RNA polymerase II promoter
Cellular component (GO): transcription factor TFIIE complex
Source: RefSeq, a predicted model, not a curated record